AUGGAUAACCCUAGGAAUAAUUAUUACGAUCUUGCAAAUAUAAAUAACUCAAUAAAUAAUCACAAUGAGCCUGCUAAUAUGGAUGACACUAUAGAUAGCCAUGAAAUCGAUGACUGUAAUAUUGACUCUGCCUCAACAUUAUUUGUAUUAGCAUCAUCUAUCACUGACUUGGAUACUGUCUCGAUUAACAGCUCAACUACUAAUGAAACCACCAAUAGGGCCAUUAGCCAAACUUACA
Messenger RNA from Dentiscutata erythropus, 238 nucleotides. Lineage: Eukaryota; Fungi; Glomeromycota; Glomeromycetes; Diversisporales; Gigasporaceae. The record is from the annotation of a GenBank genome assembly.